Messenger RNA from Anopheles aquasalis, 1820 nucleotides. Its product is annotated as glycoprotein endo-alpha-1,2-mannosidase-like protein. Gene Ontology annotation, molecular function: alpha-mannosidase activity. Lineage: Eukaryota; Metazoa; Arthropoda; Insecta; Diptera; Culicidae. The record is from RefSeq and is a predicted model, not a curated record.
UCAAUGAUGUAAAACCGAGUAAAUUUGCCCACAAAAAACAGGAAAAAUGUCGGUGCUCGGUCAUCAUAAGCUGAGCAGCAUUAAGUCGAUGAAAUUGUUUAUCUGUUUCAUUGGGGUAUCAUCAUUCCUGCUGCUGAUAUUUUGUCUCUACACAACGAUAAGCACCCCGGAAAAGGAAGUGGCACCCCUUUCGCUACCGAAUGAUGGCUACCAGAACGUCGUGUCCUACGAGCUGUGGCGUAGCCAGACGAUCGUCCCGGAGAAGUACAACGAACAUCAGGUGAAGGAACGCAUAAUCCGGGAUAAAAUCAAGCGCCUAGUGGCGAACAACAACCAGCAAACGGCUACGGGAGUACCUGCGGCGGAGCAUCGUAACCGAACGUUUCCAAAGAAUCGUAACGUACAGAUAUUUUACCACGCCACGGUAGCGUGGUAUAAACCGAACCCAACGCAUCCGUCCAGUGACCGGUUGAUACAGCGGAUCUACGAAAAUAAUUCCGUGUCCUUCCGGCCGAACGAUGAGCCCAUCAUUAACACGGCCUUCUAUCCGAAGCGUAAGCUGUACAACAGCAGCGAAUCAAUUGUUCGGGAACACUUUGAAGAAAUUCAAAAUUGCGGCAUCGGCACGGUUAUCCUCGGAUGGCACCCCUCUUUCUCCGAGUAUCAACUGCGAAUGAUUUUCAAAGUGGCCCAUGCGAACGACUUGCAGGUGGCGAUCGAGAUCCUGGAAUAUCCGGACCGGACGAUAGAAAGCAUACGAAGUAACAUCAAAUAUUUCGUUGAUACAUUCGGCAAAGGACCCGCACCAACGGCCAUAAGCACACUGAGCUACUACGAUGUGCUGUCGAAGAAACGUGAUUUGCCUCUGUUUUACAUUCGCAAAGCAUACCGCAUUGCGGAUUCCGAGUGGAAAAGAUUACUGAGCCGGAACGGGAUACUUACGAUUCGUGGUACGAGCUACGAUGCGAUCGUGCUCGCACACAUCGCCACCAAAGAUCACAAAUCGAUGGUUCGACGAGCUGGUUUCGAUGGCUUCUACACAUAUCUACCGAGCAAUGGAGCCAAUUACGCGUCCACGUGGAAAAAUUGGAAUCAACUGAAAAGAUUUGCCGACAGCUACCGGUUACUGUUUGUGCCAACGAUCGGUCCUGGAUUUUAUGAUCGUAAAAAGUAUCAACGAAAUAUGAAUCAAAACCACGGCAUGACUAACAUCAAACGGUAUCGCUCCAACGGACAGUACUUUGAUGUUGGAUGGCGUACGGCACUCAAGAACGGUCUGCAGAUAGUAACCAUCAACAGCUACAACAAUUGGGUGGACGGUACGCAGAUUGAGGCCGCGAUUCCGGUGUUUGGUUUCCGCGACUAUCUACCCGGGGCGCCCGAGAAGUACCUCGAUUUAACUCAGUCCUGGGUCGAGGAGUACAUCAAGUACAAACUGAACAACAUAAAACUGAACAAAAAGACCGAGACGACGCUCAACUGUUACGAUUUUCUCAACGCUACUAUAUGUUAAAAUCCCCGGAGGUCAAGCUUAUUACCCUAUCACUCUUAUGAAUGUUAGGAAAAACUGUUGUUCAAACUAGUCGCCUCGCGCAGUCCUGCACAGCGGAGUUGCAAAACAGUAGAUUAAUGGGAGACCCUUAUGUAGAUUAGUGAGACGUUCUAUUCGAACAAAACCAACAUGAACAUGAACAUGAAAUUCAAUGCCAAAGUAUGCAACCUUGCUAGCAUAAAUUAACUCUAGAGAUGUAGUGAUACAGUUUGUUACAAAACCGCAAGCACGCCGUACAUAGAGUGUAAAUAUAUUUUUCAAAACUUCC